UCAGGGUCUCUCCUCUAACAAGUUUAUUUUGCUCUUAAGGAAAAUCCCUCCUUGCAGAAGGGCUGCGGGCAGACUGUGCAUCUGUGGGCAAUGUGAGAACACGCUGCUAACCGCAAGCAGUGGUUUGGGCUGGGAGCCCGGUUCCCGUGCCGUGGAGCAGAUCCACCUGCGCUGCACCGAGGGCUCCCUGGAGUGGAUGUACCCGGCACGAGCCCUGCGAGUGGUCCUGGAGCCCAACCUGGCCAGUGGCCAGCUCACCACGGUCUGCAUCAAACCCGCCAGCGACUUCCAGGGCGCCAGCAUCUACGUGGAACGUGCUGGGCAGCUGCAGCUGGUGGUCAGCGAGGCAGAGGGGGCUCGGGCCCAGCACGUGUCCUGCUUCAGUGCCCACACCCCACCAGGAGUGACCCUGUUCCUGCAGGCCAGCCCGCACAGGGACAUCAGCCGCCGCACCGCCAGCUUCCAGUACGAGCUGCUGAGCAACCAGAGCAGCGCCGGCCACGACUCCAAACAGAUGGCUCUCUUUGAAGCUAUGUGCCGUCCUUGUGACAACAUGGAACUCCUUAUGGCCAUUUGCAGCAGUGAUUUUGUGGUGAAAGGAUCCAUCCAAAACGUCUCCCACGACUCAGAGAACCGCAUGUCCCAGGUGGAUGUCCGUGUCCAGAAAGUCUACAGGCAGAAAAACAGGAUUUUCCAGCAGGAGGAAGGGAGUGGGGAGUGGAGAGGCCCCAUCCAAACCCUUCUGCAGUGCAAGGUGAAGAAGGGAGGGGGAGAUUUCCUCUUCACUGGGAAUGAACACUUUGGGGAAGCCUGGCUGGGCUGUGCCCCUCGGUUCAAGGAUUUCAUGGUGGUUUACCAGGCUGCCAGAGAAAGGGGAGCCAACCCUUGUGAGUUUGAGCUCAACUGACAUCAGAGACACUGUAAAAAUUUCAGCCUAGUCUUUGGAUAUUGAAUCUGGAGCAGAGUUAAAGCUAAAGUUAACAAUUCCACCCAAACUGGGACCUGGAGGAUUUCCUGGAGAUAAUGGCUCUGUGAGCCCUGUGAACUUUGACUUUUAACUCACAUUAAUUUCUCUUCCUUCACAUUUUCUUUGCUUCAUGAAAUAACUCUGGAUUUUGGAAAGACAGUGUUUUGGGGGAAAGUUAGAAAGCAGCCUGUGCUCAGUACUAGAAAAGUCUCUCUAACAUCCCUUGCUCUGUGUAAAUGUUAUGUGCUUUUUCUCUCGAUAUUUUUCUCCUCUCCCCAGUCUCUGUUUGAUUUCCUUUACAGGCAAAUGUGAAAACUCUUUCUAGGAGGAAAAACUACCUCUAAAGCAAAAAAAAGCCCUUUCUUCACCAAAAAUUACUUGAUUUUUAAAUUGGAACAUAGAUGCUAUAAAAAGUACUUGCUCUUUUCUGACAUUGAAAAACAUUAAGGAGUUUAAUACAAACACAGACAAAAUGCAGCUAAGUUGCCUCCUUAAAGUUUUGUUGAACUAAUUUAGGAUCAAGAAUUGCUCUAUUUUCACCUAAAUUAUCUGCCUCUUUUCAAUUAGCUUUUAUUAUUUGAUUGGUGGCUCCUUCCACCCUCCCUUAGUGCUUUAGCCAGACUCACAUAAUUGCCUGUAUUUUAUGUAAAUGGAAUUGCUACACCGUAAAAUGAAAUACAAAUGUGUCUACCACACAGAGCCCAUAAAUGGUGUGAAUAAAGCCAUUAUUUCCCAUGUAGUGGCAUCUGAUUGCAGCCUGAGCCACACCAGGCUGACAGAUGUGAGCCCGUGACAGGGCCUGGAGAAAACUGAAUGAGGAGAACUCUGACAGGCCACAAUUAAUUGACUUUUGGAAUGACUCCUCUUUUCCACAGUUCUACUUGGCUGAGCAAGAUUCACAAAUUGCUGUCUUGAACUUUUUUAUGGAACAAAAUAGCUGCCAAUGAAAGUCUAAAUGACAUGAGCUUUGAAUAGGAGUCAUACAAUGACCAAACUGUGACAUGUUUUUAACUGACAUUGAUUACUUGAGAAGUAGCAACCACUUAAUUGUGAGGAAAUUAGGAAGGGGAGAAGAAAUGGGAGGGAGUCAGAGGAAUGGGUACAGAAAUAUAGUCUGUUAAAUACAAUUUUACUAAAAUAGGGAAUGUCUUGAUAAACAUUUUUACAUAUAUUCACAGAGAGUAUGAUUUGGAUUCUAGGUCAGUUGUUCUUUUUGCUGUGAAAAAGUAAUCACAAAGCUAGAUCAAGAGGAAAUGUCAUUAGCAAGGAAGAAAACAGACCUUGCAUGAAUAUGAUCGUGCUGACUUCCCUCAGUACCUGCUCAGGCCCCUGGCUGUAGUCACAGUCAAGUUUGCACAGACAUAAAAUACCUGUCUGUCAUUGGAAACUGAGGCAAAGCUUUGACAGACCUAACUGACCUCCUGAUCCCAGGGAAAUCAUGGGAAAGUAGCAAAAAUGAGGAAUUUUUCCACCCUUUCUUAGUUUUUGCAGUACCCAUCAAGUGCUCAAGCAACACCAGUAAAGUUUCUCUCCCAAAACCUUCCUCAGCCCAAGGCACUUGCAGAACUUUAGGUGGAAAUGUUUAACUUGUUUCAUGGAUGCUUUGCUUGGGCUGAUUUUUAAAUCUAUUGAGGCACCACAGCAGCUCCCUCCGAGUUGUUUUCCAGUGGCCACAUGGGGAAGCAGCAGCUUGCAAUUCCACUGGGUGGUAUCAGCAAUCAUCACCUAUUGCUGCUUCCAAGUGUAACUCAGGCUGGCAGAUGCUGGAUCUCACCAAAGGCUUUUUAAAGCAGUUCCACACUGGUCCUCCAGCUGAGGAACAUGGUUUUCCUUACCCAUAAAGGUCUCUAGCUUUGUUCACUGGGAAAGAUGAUCUCCUCAUCCUCAGUGAGGAAGCAGCAUUACUGAUAACUGGUGUGUGGCGCAGGGGGAGGAGGCAGUUUUGGACCAGUCCAAAGAACACCACAGCUCUCCCAUAAACCAGUGAGUGAUGCACUAAGAGCUGUUCUUGUACCCUUGUGCCUUCACUUCUGCCUCCCUCCCUGAACAGAAAACAAAACAUUCAGAGUCAGGGUUUCCUGUGAGUGUUUAUUGAAUUUAAACCAUCACCAUUCACCAGCCACCACAAGCACAUGGAGCAGAUCCAAAUCCAUGGUGGUGGCCCUGCCUGUGUGGACAAUAACACACCUCAUACAGACUGAAGUACAGGGUUGAUAUAUCAGUAUAAUCAACAGGUUUAUAACUACAUAAGCAUUCCUUUCCCAAAAUACACUGUUUUACUGAUGUCUUUAAUUGAAGAUUAAACAUUCAUUUAUUUUCA
This is a messenger RNA of Cyanistes caeruleus (blue tit), 3287 nucleotides long. Lineage: Eukaryota; Metazoa; Chordata; Aves; Passeriformes; Paridae. The record is from RefSeq and is a predicted model, not a curated record.